Molecule: messenger RNA, 424 nt
Organism: Telopea speciosissima
Lineage: Eukaryota; Viridiplantae; Streptophyta; Magnoliopsida; Proteales; Proteaceae
Product: cytochrome c oxidase copper chaperone 1-like
Exons: 2
Coding region: 111-359 (82 amino acids)
Cellular component (GO): mitochondrial intermembrane space
Molecular function (GO): copper ion binding; copper chaperone activity
Source: RefSeq, a predicted model, not a curated record
GGUGUAACCGUGUAAGGCGUCUGCAAUUCCUCCAUUAAACUUCUAAGUUCGAACCAACUUCAACCGCUACGUUCAAGAAACAGGACAGAGGUCUGAGGACGUUGUUAACAAUGGCCACUACAACAGAUAGUGGGAUGCCUACACAGACUUUGUCAUCCUUGGCAUUGCCAGGUUCACAACAAAACAAAGGAUCAGCGGCCACUUCUGCUGAUUCAAAGCCAAAGAAGAAGAUCUGUUGCGCUUGCCCUGACACUAAGAGGCUAAGAGAUGAGUGCAUGGUGGAGAAUGGUGAAGCCGCUUGCACAAAAUGGAUUAAUGCUCAUAUUGAAUGCCUGCGUGCUGAGGGCUUCAAUGUUUGAAAUUGAAGAUUGCUAUGGUGAUAAUGAAGCAAAAGAUGAGACAGUCAUGUUUAUAGAUUGUAAGA